UGCUCUGGCGCACCGGAAGCGACCUGAAGAGAGCGAUGGCGGGUUUGACUGUGAGAGACCCUGCGGUGGAUCGUUCUCUGCGUUCAGUGUUUGUGGGGAACAUUCCAUAUGAGGCUACUGAAGAGCAGUUAAAGGACAUUUUUUCUGAGGUUGGACCCGUUGUUAGUUUCAGGUUGGUAUAUGAUAGGGAGACAGGAAAGCCAAAGGGUUAUGGCUUCUGUGAAUACCAAGACCAGGAGACGGCACUUAGUGCCAUGCGAAACCUGAAUGGGCGUGAAUUCAGUGGGAGAGCACUUCGUGUGGACAAUGCUGCCAGUGAAAAGAACAAAGAAGAGCUGAAGAGCCUUGGCACGGGUGCCCCUGUCAUUGAGUCACCUUAUGGAGAGACCAUCAGUCCUGAGGAUGCCCCUGAGUCCAUUAGCAAAGCAGUUGCCAGUCUUCCACCAGAGCAGAUGUUUGAGCUGAUGAAACAAAUGAAGCUCUGUGUCCAGAAUAGUCCCCAGGAAGCACGGAACAUGUUGCUUCAGAACCCCCAGCUGGCUUAUGCUUUGCUACAGGCACAGGUAGUGAUGAGAAUUGUGGAUCCAGAGAUUGCCCUGAAAAUUCUGCAUCGCCAGACAAAUAUCCCAACGCUGAUUGCAGGCAACCCUCAGCCAGUCCACACCGCUGGGCCUGGCUCAGGAUCCUCUGUGUCAAUGAGCCAGCCGAAUCCUCAGGCCGCUCAGGCCCAGGCUUUGGGUGGAAUGCAUGUCAAUGGUGCACCUCCUCUGAUGCAAGCUUCUAUGCAGGCUGGAGUUCCAGUACCAGGGCAAAUACCAGCGGCUGUAACAGGACCUGGCCCUGGUUCCUUGGCUCCUGGAGGAGGAAUGCAAGCCCAGGUUGGAAUGCCAGGAAGUGGACCAGUGUCCAUUGAGCGGGGGCAGGGAACCCUACAGCAUUCGCCUGUGGGACCCACCGGGCCUGCAUCAGUUGAGCGAGUUCAAGGGCAGAGAACAUGGAUGAUAUGGGCAUCUGUCCGAGGCUGUACUCCCUCCCUACUGGUGUCAGGAGGCUUGGAUGGAAUAGCAGUCUUGCCAAUGCAGGACCCCAGGGCAGCUCUUCAGCGUGGGCCCUUGCCUGCCAACGUCCCAACUCCUCGAGGUUUACUAGGAGAUGCUCCAAAUGAUCCACGUGGAGGCACUUUACUUUCUGUAACUGGAGAGGUAGAGCCUAGAGGUUAUCUGGGACCACCUCAUCAGGGUCCACCCAUGCACCAUGUCCCUGGUCAUGACAGCCGUGGCCCACCCCCACAUGAAAUGAGGGGGGGGCCAUUAGCUGAGCCCAGACCUCUAAUGGCAGAGCCAAGAGGACCCAUGCUAGAUCAGAGGGGUCCACCCUUGGAUGGCAGAGGCGGAAGAGAUCCCCGAGGCAUAGAUGCACGAGGGAUGGAGGCACGAGCCAUGGAAGCUAGAGGAUUAGAUGCCAGAGGAUUGGAGGCCCGUGCUAUGGAGGCCCGAGCAAUGGAGGCCCGUGCAAUGGAGGCCCGCGCAAUGGAGGCCCGUGCAAUGGAAGUCAGAGGGUUAGAGGCCAGAAAUAUGGAUACAAGGGGCCCAGUCCCUGGUCCUAGAGGUCCUAUACCUACUGGAAUCCAAGGUCCCAGUCCAAUUAACAUGGGGGCAGUUGGCCCCCAGGGAUCCAGACAAGUCCCAGUUAUGCAGGGAGCAGGCAUGCAAGGAGCAAGCAUUCAAGGAGGAGGUCAGCCUGGGGGCUUUAGUCCUGGCCAGAACCAGGUCACCCCACAGGACCAUGAGAAGGCUGCUUUGAUCAUGCAGGUUCUUCAACUGACUGCAGACCAGAUCGCCAUGCUGCCUCCUGAGCAGAGGCAGAGUAUCCUGAUCUUAAAGGAACAAAUACAGAAAUCCACUGGAGCACCUUGAAAGGUUUUCAAAAAAUACCUGGCAGCAAAUCUGGAAGUUAAUUCUGUAACUUUGUUGAAGUGUUGCAAAAAGAUGACUUCUGCAUCCUAACCCUUGAAUGACUCAAAUUGGUGCCAGGUGGAGGAUUCCCAUCACCUUCUCUGAGAACAAAAUCAGUUCCUUCUGUUGUCUUAGUUUGUAUAUUUUCUGUGACUUGAAAUAAACUUUGAACACAAUUUUAGUA
Suricata suricatta (meerkat) is the source of this 2139-nucleotide messenger RNA. RefSeq names its product cleavage stimulation factor subunit 2 (gene CSTF2). Gene Ontology annotation, molecular function: mRNA binding. NCBI's taxonomy places the organism in Eukaryota, Metazoa, Chordata, Mammalia, Carnivora, Herpestidae. Gene Ontology annotation, cellular component: mRNA cleavage and polyadenylation specificity factor complex. Gene Ontology annotation, biological process: mRNA 3'-end processing. The record is from RefSeq and is a predicted model, not a curated record. The transcript has 16 exons. Bases 36 to 1916 code for a protein of 626 amino acids.